ACGUUGCAAUAUUUCGCGCUUGAUCUUUGAUAAGAAAUGGGAAAAACAGUGAAGACCACACGUUCCAGGAGCGUUAAGAUUAAGGUGGUGAGGAGGGGUAUCGUUGGCCCAGCAAAGGUUUCUUACCUUAGUCAAGGUCUUCCCCAGCCCAACUCCAAACAGACCAACCCGACUAUUACAUCUCAACCGGCUGAACCUGAUGAUGUGGCACCGAACUGUAGUUCAUGUUCUGAGAGUGCAUACAGUAAGGCAAAGAAGAGAGAGCUUCAUGCCUGGGAUGCAGUCAAGGAUGACAUGCUUAAGAAUGUCUACUAUGAGCCAUCCUCCCUGGGGUUAUUCCUAUAUUUACCUGAAAGCCAUAGCACCCAUGCUGUGUACACAAAGGACAUGAAGGUCAUUGUCAGCACAGGACGGCUCUGCACCGUCACAGUCAAUAUGUGUGCAUGUGAGCCAGAAACCUGCACUCUGCUCAGGUAUGGUCUCUGGCCGGCAACAGCCGACAAGCCCCAGACAGCCUUCUCCAUACCUCUGCUAGAGCUUUUUGUUUGUCUGUCACUGGAGUGUCAGGUUUCUGUUGAGGGUUUUUGCAACACCCUGCGCUGGAAAAAUAACCUCACACUUGCAGAGGUUAACACACUCUACAGAGCCCUGGUGGGAGAAUCCAUAUCCCAUUUUAGGCAUCACCACUUCCGACAAAGAAGUUUGGUAGAUAUUUGCCCACAAUUAGAUGAUGGGACCAAAUGCCCAGCAUGCCCAAAGGCGGAUGGGGACAUGAUUGUGACAUUGGAUGCCAACUUUGGCCUUGUGAGGAAGCAAAGCUCAGGUACAAGUGCGGUUGAGCCAUUACACGGAACCCGCAUGUUUGUUAAUGAAAAGGAUGUAGAGGAAUACCUGCUAUCACAUCUUGACAGCUCAAAGCCUCACGAGGACUGCAGUAACUUCAAGGCUGGCAACGUGCUGAGGUCACAAAAACAAGCGAAGAAACUUGAUGUUACAGGAGUGUUUGGAGCCUCUUGUCGUCAUGAAAUGCCCCUAAUGUUUGUCAACAUGAGCCAAGGAGAACGAUUAGCCUAUCCCCUGUAUGUCAUCGAUGAGCUACUUCGAAGAUGUGAGGACAAGAACAUACACCUGCGAGUAGUCUAUGACAUUGCCUGUGUUGUUGCCUCACAUUUGCAUAAAUCAGGGGAGGGAAUACCACACAACAUCUCUUUGGCCGUACCAGCAUUUCACGUUUAUGGACACAAAUUGCCCUGCCAGAUCAAGUACAGCACUAGGCGACUCGAUGGGUUUGGGCUCACAGACGGGGAAGGAAUGGAAAGGCUGUGGUCUUUUCUCCGAAGAUUUGCCAGAGUCACAAAGGAAAUGACUCCAUCUCACCGCCUUGACCUGUUGACUGAUGCCCUUUUGCAUUAUGGACGGAGGAAAUCAACUGACCUAGAGAUGCAGCUCCUGCAAAGACUAGACAGAGCAGAGAAAAUAUCAAUUCUCGCUCAAGAAGACAUCUCAUCUGUCAUCAGAGAGGCACCAGUGUUGGUUUCUGAGGGAGACAUGGAGAAAUGGAAAAAAAGGGAGAUGGAGCUAGCCCAGCAGAAACAGAAACCAAUAAACACUGUCUGUAGAUGGAAAAGGGACUACAUAAUCAAGCUGAUUCAGUUCUACAAGUUCAAAUCUGGGACUCAUGAGUCAUCCAUGGAGUGUGAAACAGAAAUUGAGGACUCUCUGCUGAACAUAGAGAAAAAACACCGGAUUGGGAGAAGAUGGCAAGAAUCCGAUUCAGACUUCCAGUCUACCCUUAAAGAUGUUGACAGUGAGCUCAGAGGGCAACUAAUCUUCAAAGCUAGAACCGAAUCAAGGGAGAGAGCAGUCCUCCUCCAUCUGAAAAGAAAAUACCCAGACGGGCAGGGCAUUGCCAUUAGACUUUCUAAGCAGAUUGCCAGUUCCAACAAGAGACUGAGGCAGGCAAUAAAUGAAUACAACCGGAUUCAGUGGCCACCGCAGAUGAGUAUCUUCCCUACAAUAAUCGAUUUUCAGGAAGCAUGCGAUCCCUCUUGGCAAGUCUACUUCUGCUUUGAUGAUACUAUUGAAGAAGAUAAUGUUUCGAGGAGUCUUAAAAGGCGAGGGAUUGAUGCCAUACAUAUGAAGACUCGGGCAGCUGAGGAAAAGCGCAUGCUUUACCAGGAAAUGAGAACAAUAACUGAACACCUCCAUCAGCAGCAUGCCUUUCUGUGCUCUGCCAUUAAAGACACAGAUCAGCCUGGUGCAAAAGCUGCUCUCACCCAGCGACUCCAUCAGCUGGAAAGAAAACGUUAUCAAGCCACUGUGAUGUUUCAUACACAUGUACAAGACAUUGUCCCUGUAGACAACCCCUACUUGUGUCAGGCGGAGGGCAUACAGACACUAGUGUACAAUGAUGAUGGUGAUGAUGAUAAUGAGGAUGACACUGAGGAUGACCAUGAUAACUAG
Molecule: messenger RNA, 2463 nt
Organism: Rhinichthys klamathensis goyatoka
Lineage: Eukaryota; Metazoa; Chordata; Actinopteri; Cypriniformes; Leuciscidae
Exons: 17
Coding region: 37-2463 (808 amino acids)
Source: RefSeq, a predicted model, not a curated record